AUGAAUUCUCUUCAUCGUGUAGUAGGAUUGAUCAACAGAACAACGAUUACAUACCCAAUUUCUUCGAGGGUUUCGCAAACCCGUUUGAAUUUCCCCUCGAUCCUCGUCGAUUUCAUGUCCACGAAAUCGCGAAACGAUGAAGACAAAUGGAACGACGCCUGGGAAUCAGCUUGGCUGCCUGAUGAUCUCACGGACAAGAGCCGGGCACCGUGGGAGUCGGACGUGAACUUCCCUUCGACGGAACCGACGGCGGCGGUUUCGUUGCCGGAGGAAAUCGAUGUGGAGGCGAAGGCGUUCGUGGAGGACAUGAACGAGCACUGGAACGAGAGGAGAGGGAAAAGCGGGAAAGAGGAGAAGAAAGAGAGGAAAGAGAUCGAAGGGGAGUCGCUUUACAGCUUGGAGACGAUGAAGAAGGAUUAUAGAUUGAAGAAGCAAAGAGUUCACGCGUCUUUGUGGGUUAAGGAGAUCGAGAAGUUGGAGGAAGCUAAGAUGGGAGAUUCAGGAUCUGGUGGAGCUGAUGAUAUCGAUAGAUUGCUCGAUAGCUGCUCAGAGAUUUUCGACUCGGUAGACCAUGAUUUUGACAAAUUGGAAGUCUCGAGUGGAACUGAGCUGAAGAACAAGCCUGAUGGUUGGGAAUCAACGGCAAAGGAGCAAGAUGGGAAUCUCUGGGAAAUGUCACAAAGAGAAGAAGACAUUCUUCUCCAAGAAUUCGAUCGCCGGAUUGCUUUCUGCAAAUUUCAGAUAGCGAGUUUUAUAAAGCAGCACAUAUUCAGCAGGAGGAGACCGAUUGAUGGGUGGAGAUAUAUGAUCGAAGUGAUUGGUCCUAAUGCAAGAAAAGGCAAAGGAAGUGUUUCUAGGCUCCCUGCUAUGUCGGAUGUGUCGACUCAGCCCUUUAAAGAAGAUACUGGCAGUCUCAGCACCUUCAAGCGCCGGUCGAACAGAGAUUCGUGA
Molecule: messenger RNA, 951 nt
Organism: Thlaspi arvense
Lineage: Eukaryota; Viridiplantae; Streptophyta; Magnoliopsida; Brassicales; Brassicaceae
Source: the annotation of a GenBank genome assembly